Molecule: messenger RNA, 636 nt
Organism: Dendrobium catenatum
Lineage: Eukaryota; Viridiplantae; Streptophyta; Magnoliopsida; Asparagales; Orchidaceae
Exons: 2
Coding region: 71-517 (148 amino acids)
Source: RefSeq, a predicted model, not a curated record
CUAUCUGAUUACACAGUGUACAGGGCACUGAGGGCGGCACGCACUCUGCACACGGCUUGGAAAUUCUAAAAUGACGUUGAGUUCUCUGCGAGCGCUAUCGGUGUCGCCGCUUCCUCCACCUGGUUUGAGGAACUCUGCGCUCGGGAGGCGGGGGAUUAUAUUCGUGAAGAAAGAUGAACAGCCAAGUAUCCGAUUAAAGCAACAAAAAAUUGUUCCAAGCUUGUCACGUAGAGAUGCACUUUCACUCCUGCCUUCCACUCUUCUCACAAACUUCCUAGUAACUGAAACUGCUGAAGCGCGCGCUACUAGAUUAGAGAACAAGAGGAGAGCAAUAGAGAAGCUGGAGAAACUGCGAGAAAAGGCAGGAAAAGCAAAGGAGAAGGCAGAACUGGGCUCAAAUGAAAAUGAAAAAUCAGCACCAAGCCUUUCAAAUAGCUUCCCCGUGCCUACGAUUGAGGCCAAUCUCAAAACUGCAAUGUCCCAUCCUUCAUCUUAUAGUGAGGCAUCUCAGAUUUAGGUUUCAUUUGGGACGGGUUUUUUACUGUUUCUUAAAACAAUUUUUUAAUAUAAAAGCUUUAAUUUUUGUACUAAAAAGUUGCUUUAUUAAGAAGCAAUAAGAAAGCCAUCCCAAAUGAA